ACCCUCUCCCACUACCUCUUAUGAGAAAGGCCCAAUAGCAAGCUGAGCAAGAGAGAGAUGGCAAUGGCGCUUCGCGGACUCACCUCUUCCGUCAAGAAGCCGAUUCGGCCUCUUAUCAAUGGCGGUUCCCUCUACUACAUGUCAUCUCUCCCGAACGAAGCUGUCUGCGAAAAAGAGAAAUCUCGUAUUACUUGGACAAAACAAUUGAAUGCUCCGCUUGAGGUUGUUGAUCCGGAAAUCGCUGACAUCAUUGAGCUCGAGAAAGCGAGGCAAUGGAAGGGAUUGGAACUCAUUCCUUCAGAAAAUUUCACAUCGGUAUCUGUAAUGCAAGCCGUUGGAUCAGUCAUGACUAACAAAUAUAGUGAAGGGUAUCCUGGUGCGAGAUACUAUGGAGGAAAUGAGUUUAUUGACAUGGCAGAGUCCUUAUGUCAGAAGCGUGCAUUAGAAGCUUUCCAGUUGGACCCUGCAAAAUGGGGAGUCAAUGUGCAGUCAUUAUCUGGAUCCCCUGCCAACUUUCAAGCUUACACUGCAUUAUUAAAACCUCAUGAGAGAAUCAUGGCACUUGAUCUUCCUCAUGGUGGGCAUCUUUCACAUGGUUAUCAGACCGACACCAAGAAGAUAUCUGCUGUGUCUAUAUUUUUUGAGACAAUGCCAUACAGAUUGGAUGAAAAAACUGGAUAUAUUGACUAUGACCAGUUGGAGAAAAGUGCUGCCCUCUUCAGACCAAAACUAAUUGUUGCUGGCGCAAGUGCCUAUGCACGUCUUUAUGAUUAUGCACGUAUCCGCAAGGUGUGUGACAAGCAGAAAGCUGUCAUGUUGGCAGACAUGGCACAUAUUAGUGGGUUGGUUGCUGCUGGUGUUAUCCAAUCUCCUUUUGAAUAUGCUGAUAUUGUGACAACCACAACACAUAAGUCUCUACGUGGGCCACGUGGAGCAAUGAUAUUCUUCAGGAAGGGGGUUAAAGAGAUCAACAAACAAGGGAAAGAAGUGUUGUAUGACUAUGAAGACAAAAUCAAUCAGGCUGUCUUUCCUGGACUUCAAGGUGGACCACACAAUCAUACUAUUUCUGGCUUAGCAGUUGCAUUGAAACAGGCCAUGACUCCAGAGUACAAGGCUUAUCAAGAGCAAGUCCUUACUAAUUGCUCAACAUUUGCUCAGAGUCUGUUAGAGAAUGGCUAUGAACUUGUAUCUGGUGGAACUGAUAACCAUUUAGUCUUGGUGAAUUUAAAAAACAAGGGUAUUGAUGGUUCUAGAGUUGAAAAGGUUCUUGAAUCAGUUCACAUUGCAGCCAAUAAAAACACUGUUCCUGGGGAUGUGUCUGCCAUGGUUCCUGGUGGCAUUCGAAUGGGAACCCCAGCUCUUACAUCUAGGGGAUUUGUUGAGGAGGAUUUUGUGAAAGUAGCCGAGUUAUUUGAUGCUGCUGUCAAGUUGGCUUUGAAGAUCAAAGCUAACAGCAAAGGAACAAAGUUGAAGGACUUUGUGGCAACCAUGCAGUCAGAUGCUGAAACUCAAUCUGAGAUUGCAAAGCUCCGCCAUGAUGUCGAGGAGUAUGCAAAACAAUUCCCAACUAUUGGUUUUGAGAAAGAAACAAUGAAGUAUAAAGAUUGAAGUAGUCUUUGAGGACAAGGCAGGCUAUCACUGUGGCUCUCUAAGUUCUCGGACGUUGAAGGCAAGGAGAGAUGAUAACUAGAAGAAUGCGUAUGAUUACCAACAGGAGGAGCUUCUGGGAGUUUCAUUUUAAAACUAAAUGAACUCCGUAAGUCUUUGUUACAAAUCUAAAUUUAUGGUCCAAUGCUCGGCAAAAGUAUAAACUUUGAUCGUUUUCAGAAUCAAAUCCAUGUACGACGUAUGAUUUGUCGCACAGAAUAAAAGGACUAUUUUUGUAUUGGUGAUUA
Vitis riparia (riverbank grape) is the source of this 1895-nucleotide messenger RNA. RefSeq names its product serine hydroxymethyltransferase, mitochondrial-like. Lineage: Eukaryota; Viridiplantae; Streptophyta; Magnoliopsida; Vitales; Vitaceae. Gene Ontology annotation, cellular component: cytoplasm. The coding region runs from base 58 to 1608 and encodes 516 amino acids. Gene Ontology annotation, biological process: folic acid metabolic process; tetrahydrofolate interconversion; L-serine catabolic process. The record is from RefSeq and is a predicted model, not a curated record. Gene Ontology annotation, molecular function: glycine hydroxymethyltransferase activity; pyridoxal phosphate binding; cobalt ion binding. The transcript has 16 exons.